Hyla sarda is the source of this 1983-nucleotide messenger RNA. Its product is annotated as type-1 angiotensin II receptor-like. The coding region runs from base 222 to 1226 and encodes 334 amino acids. The transcript has 2 exons. Gene Ontology annotation, cellular component: membrane. Gene Ontology annotation, molecular function: angiotensin type II receptor activity. Lineage: Eukaryota; Metazoa; Chordata; Amphibia; Anura; Hylidae. The record is from RefSeq and is a predicted model, not a curated record. Gene Ontology annotation, biological process: G protein-coupled receptor signaling pathway; regulation of vasoconstriction.
ACAGAAGAAGAAAAUGAAGCCGGUGUAGCUCCUAUAUGGAAAAAUGCUAGAGCUUGAUCAUAAACAUCUUCUAUUUAUUUUCUACUUGGCAUACAAUGUUAUGCCGUCAUAUGUCCGGAUACGAUGUCUCAAGAUUGCAUCUAAUAACGUGAAACAACCAAGAUCUCCAUACCCAUAACAGUGGUUCAGAGGUCUUGGGACACAAUAUCUUCUCUCCCAUCAUGGAUUUGUUAUCUUCAAAUACAUCAACUGGAUCACUUCAAGUUAUAUUCCAGACUCCUAGUGCUGCCGGCCAGACAAACUGUUCCCACCUAAAGAAUGAUGCUUCCUAUCAUUUUGUUCUUAUUCCAAUAUUGUACAUGUGUAUCUCUAUAAUAGGGAUAGUUGGGAACAUGAUCAUUGUAGUGGGCCUGACUUGCCUCCACAAAAAGUCAGUGGCCAAUAUUUACAUUGUGAACCUAGCUAUCGCUGACUUGCUCUUUGUUGCCACAUUACCACUAUGGGCAGUGGAUCUUUUGGGAAGAUACAAAUGGAUCUUUGGUUCUAUGAUGUGCAAAUUCUGUGCGGCAAUGUCAUCAGUCAACAUGUACGCCAGCAUUUUCCUGCUUACUGGCCUUAGUAUAGAUCGCUACUUUGGUAUUGUGCGUCCAAUGAAGUCCCUCAAAAAACGAACUCUUACCAAGGCAAAAAUUUCUACCCUUCUUAUUUGGGGUUCAGCUUUUGUGAUAAGUACCCCUUCAAUAUACUUUCGACAGACAUACUAUUCAUACCAUUCACACCACAUUGUCUGUGGCAUGAGGUACCCACCAAACAGCUUGUUUUGGCCAGUAUUUGUGGGGUCUUUGAAGUGUGUGGUUGGGUUUCUGAUACCUUUUAUUAUACAAGGAAUCUGUUAUUAUAUGAUUUUUAAAAACAUUCUGAAGUCUGCAAAGAGUAAACUGAGGAAAACCAAAAGUGAUAAGAUUCUAACAGUUGUGGUGUCCAUGGUGCUUGCCUUCCUUAUAAGCUGGUUGCCACUGCACAUUGUGAAUAUCUUAAAAUUGUUAGCUCGAUUUGGCAUCAUUACCAAUUGUGGGGUCGCUCACAAUCUAAGUAUAUUAAUACCAUUCACUACAUGCGUUGCCUUUUCCAAUAGCUGUGUUAAUCCUAUCCUUUACUAUUUUGCAAGCAACAGAUUUCGAAGCCAAUUUAUUAAAAGCAUUAAAGGGUCAUUAAAUAGAGCUUAAUGGUUAUAAAGGAUGCUUAUGUCUUCAGAAGGCUUGAACUGAGGGAAUGGUAUCAAUGGUAUUCAGCCUCCAAUUGAACAAUAGUGCUCUUAGCUCCAGCUUAUGGGGCAAACCAUGGCUCCAUGUUUCAAUUUUUCACCAGCAGGUGACAGCGCAAAAAUGUUGGCAUGUAGGAUGGGUUCCAAUAAACAUGUUUCUAGAAGACUUUUGGUAACAAGAGUUAUAUGUGCAGGACAACUUAGCCCCCCACGAUCUCCAGCACGGCGCCCCUGCAGGGAAGGAGCUGUGUCGGCCACUGCAGGAAGCGGACCUCCCUCCAUGUAUCUCUAUGGGAGAGGUGGACAUACAGCGUUCCUGUUUCUCUGCCUCUCUCAGAGAUACAUGCAGGGGGGUAUGUUGUCCCCUGCUUUAUGCGGGGGAUGACAGUCUCCUUGCACGGAGUGAAAAUCUCUCUAUGCAAUAGAGCGGGGCACUGUGUAGGAGAUCGCGGAGAGGCCCAGUGGUCAGACCCCCAUGAUCAGACAUUUAUACCCUAUCCUUCAGAUAGGGGAUAAGGUGUCCUGCACCACUUAACUACUUUAUUUAUUUAUUUUAAAGCAUCACUGCAGUUUUUGGAACCAAAACCAGAAGUGGAUUAUAAGUAGAAGUCCUUCCUUUAUAUAUUUCUUAUUUCUCUUGAUUCCAUGGCCAAAAAAUGACAUUUUUAAAUGGGCACUGUCAGAUCUAAAAACCUGUUAUAUGUUGUUACUGAUGAAAA